AUGCUGAAAGGAGAAGAACACCACACUCUGAACGCUUUGAGUUACUGCGCGUUCUUCGCGCAGUUCUUUGGGUAUUUCAUUCUGAGCGGUUUAAUUGAAGUGUGGUUCUACAGAAAGCAAAGCCAACAGGAACGCUCGUGGAAGAUACAACCUAACGGACGGAACAAAUGGCCUGGGAUUAAACAAAGUCAUAAAAACAACAGCUUCUUUGUACUUUCUAUUCCUUUGCUGGAUUUCUUCUUCUCGAGCGCAGGAGCAACGACAACAGCAUCAACAACGCAGAGGCACUCGAAACACAAGACGUUUGCAACUCUGAAUUUAGUCGUUUCAAGUCUCUUCGCUUUGGUGGUUACAGAGCUCACCGUGCGGGGAAAGUCGAGCUUGAAAGAAUCCACGAUUAUGAGUACCGAUACGAGCGCGUGUGAAAUAGGUAUCGGCUUGUUCUAUGCGCUGCUGUUACAGUCGACGUUGGAAUAUCCUUGGCACCGAUUGAUGCACUACAAAUAUUUUUAUACGCGGAUGCACAAAUACCAUCACGAAUACAAAAGCCCGGUGGUAUACUGCGACUUGUUCAUUCACCCUUUGGAGGCUAUCGGGUAUUAUUGUAUUUUAUAUUCGCCGGCGUUUGUGGUGAAAAACUUACCGAAAGAGUCGUUCUUGUUGUACAUGGCGAUAGUAGGUGUAUUUGGCGUUCUCGACCAUUCGGGGGUGGAUUUUCGCUUUCCUUGGUUUCUCUUCUCCUACGAAGCGAGGUUUCAUGACUUGCAUCAUAAACAUUUCAACGUCAACUACGCGUUCCCGUUCCAAUGGCCGGACCGAAUUUUUGGUACCCUCAAAAAAGUAGAGAAGUGA
Bathycoccus prasinos is the source of this 852-nucleotide messenger RNA. RefSeq lists its product with no specific name. Lineage: Eukaryota; Viridiplantae; Chlorophyta; Mamiellophyceae; Mamiellales; Bathycoccaceae. The transcript has a single exon. The record is from RefSeq and is a predicted model, not a curated record. Gene Ontology annotation, molecular function: oxidoreductase activity; iron ion binding. Bases 1 to 852 code for a protein of 283 amino acids. Gene Ontology annotation, biological process: lipid biosynthetic process.